AUGGCCCAGCGCGAUCUCGGAGCCAACGACCAAGUGCAGCCUGCCACGCGUGGGGAGAGGACACCUCUGCACACCUGGACCUGGAACUGGAAAAGGAAGCCGCCCAGGAGCCCUGAACUCGUGAGCAGUACCGGGAAGGAGCCCGAGACCACGUGGGCAGGAAAAGGGGCGGCCCUCGCUGGGUUCGGCGGGGCUGGGAGGCUGAAAGCGCCAGCGCCGAUUGGCCGCCGUCGGACCUCAAACGCGAUCCGUCAAAAUGGGCCUCGCGUGGGCGGGAACAAAGAAGUGAACGCGGGAGCUCGCUACGCGAGCGCGCCUUCCGCAGACUGGUUGAACGAGCUGGAGAGGCUCGGGGCACGUGCAGACGGGAGCCACGCGAGUGGCGCGCCGGGGAUGUGAGUGCCCCUUGCCUUCUACUGCACCCGGCCCCCUCCCCACCCACCGCAUCCUACUUUGCAUAGAUACAGUCAUCUGGCCAGCCCCCGCCCCUCCUCCCGGCGUCCGCCCGCCAAAGAGGUCGCGCUGGGCCCGGGCUUUGACCGAUCUGCUGGGGAGGCCCGCCGCGCCCCCUUGGCCCGCUAGCCCGGGGCCACAGCGGAAGAGGCGCCCGCGCAGCGCUGCCCGGAGGGGCCGUCGCGCGCCCGCUUCCUGUUCGGCUGGUUCCAGCCAGCUCGGGAACAAAACACGCGUGCGCGCGGCGGGCGAACGCGCUCGCCGCCUCAGCCCCCAGCGCCGGGCGCAAUCCGCCUUUUUCCGGAGCAG
Molecule: messenger RNA, 762 nt
Organism: Callithrix jacchus (white-tufted-ear marmoset)
Lineage: Eukaryota; Metazoa; Chordata; Mammalia; Primates; Cebidae
Source: RefSeq, a predicted model, not a curated record